Messenger RNA from Megalopta genalis, 815 nucleotides. RefSeq names its product U6 snRNA-associated Sm-like protein LSm5. Gene Ontology annotation, biological process: mRNA splicing, via spliceosome. Lineage: Eukaryota; Metazoa; Arthropoda; Insecta; Hymenoptera; Halictidae. Gene Ontology annotation, molecular function: RNA binding. Gene Ontology annotation, cellular component: U4/U6 x U5 tri-snRNP complex; Lsm1-7-Pat1 complex; U6 snRNP. The record is from RefSeq and is a predicted model, not a curated record.
GUCAUAGAACUGUUCAGGAGAAUCUGUUUCAUUGAUUCACGUAAAAAAUAACAGAUGAGAAUACAUAGUAAACUUCAGGAAGUAAUUAAUUCUGAUUUUUAGUGUUUUCAUUGUUCUUUUUAUGUGAUAUCGAUACAUUAGAAUCUCUUAAACAAUCCUGUGCCCUUGAUUUAUUUUCAUAAGACGUAAUUAUGCCAUAGUUAAUAUUUUUUAGCUGCAUUGUGUACAUGCGGGAGAUUUAGUUUGGGCGUUUACCGCUAUGCGUGAUACUGUUUCGUGGUCCAUAAACGGACCACGGAAAAAACUGGUGUGAUUACCGCUUUUUCUCGAUGGUAGGAACAAAACAAAGUCUCAUCGUGCUGUAAUUUUUAUUUUCCAUUAUUUCCUAUAUUGAUAUUACCUUGCGACUAUGGCGAGUUCUGUUAGUACAAAUCCAUCGACUUUAUUGCCUCUAGAGUUAGUUGACAAGUGUAUCGGUUCUCGGAUACAUAUUAUUAUGAAAAAUGAUAAGGAAAUCGUCGGCACUUUGUUGGGCUUCGACGACUUCGUAAAUAUGCUGCUCGAGGACGUGACGGAAAGCGAAGCAACCCCAGAAGGACGAAGAGUGACAAAGCUCGAUCAGAUUUUGCUCAACGGUAGCCAUAUCACGAUGCUUGUACCUGGUGGAGAAAUGCCUGAUACGUAAAGCUAUAUUCCCACGUUCUAUUUUGUAUAAUAAAAAUGUAAACGUUAAGUUAAUCGUCUGUAUAAUAAGAGAUUUAAGGUAUCUUAUAUUUAAUAUUACCAAGCAGAAUAAAUAUCACUGUGCUACAUCA